GGUGGUGGGAGAGAAGACUGGAAAUCAGAAAGAAUACCAAAGAAAAAGAGAGAAAGAGAGAGGCCCAUUUGGCCAUUACCCUCUCAAUUUCUGAACAACGUUUUUGCUUUAGUUGUUGUUGCUAGCUUUUACAUCUUCUGUGAUGGGUUUUUUCUCUGAAUGAAUUCUCUUCUCUUCUUCCCACCACCAUUAUUCCCAUAGCAUGAUGAUUGUCAAGCUCUUUGCUUUCCUCCUCUUCUUUCUCUCCUCUGCUUCACUCUGUUUCUCCUAUGAGCCUCGCAACCAUGAAGUGGUGGCUUUGAUGAGCUUGAAGGGCAGUUUGAAUGAUCCUCAUGGGGUUUUAAACAACUGGGAUGGAGACUCUGUAGACCCAUGUAGCUGGGCUAUGAUCACUUGCUCAUCUGAGAAUGUUGUUGUAGGCCUAGGAGCUCCAAGCCAGUCCCUGUCUGGAACUCUAACCGCAGCUAUAGGGAAUCUCACUAAUCUCCGACAAGUGUUACUACAGAAUAAUAACAUAUCUGGUAAACUCCCAGCAGAGCUCGGUGCUCUUCCCAAGCUUCAAACUUUAGAUCUUUCCAAUAAUCAAUUCUCGGGUGUUGUUCCAGACUCUAUGGGUCAGUUGAAUGGUCUGCAAUACCUGAGGCUGAACAACAAUAGCUUGUUUGGGGCUUUCCCUGUGUCUUUAGCCAAAAUCCCUGGUCUUGCUUUCUUGGACUUGUCUUACAACAAUCUCAGUGGACCAAUACCCAAAUUUCCAGCCAGAACUUUCAAUAUUGUCGGAAACCCACUGAUUUGUGGAAGCAGCUCUACAGAAGGAUGCUCUGGAUCAGCCCCUGUUCCUCUUCCAUUAUCAUUGAAACCAUCACCUGGAAAACACAAGUCCAAAACAGUAGCAAUUGCACUUGGGGUGAGCUUCAGCUGUGCCUUUCUCAUGCUCCUAUUGCUUGGAAUCAUCUGGUACAGACAGAAGCAGAAGAGCCAAACCGUUUUGAACAUCAGUGACAUGCAAGAAGAGGGACUUGUGAGCUUAGGCAACCUCAGAAACUUCACUUUCAAAGAGCUUCAAGUUGCCACUGACCACUUUAGCUCCAAAAACAUACUGGGUGCUGGAGGUUUUGGGAAUGUGUACAAGGGAAAACUAGGAGAUGGGACUAUGGUAGCAGUAAAACGACUCAAGGAUGUAACAGGAACUGCUGGAGAGUCACAAUAUAGGACAGAAUUGGAAAUGAUAAGCCUAGCAGUGCACAGGAAUUUGCUCCGGUUAAUUGGAUAUUGUGCUACUUCUAAUGAGAGACUACUGGUGUACCCUUACAUGUCCAAUGGCAGUGUUGCCUUCAGGCUAAGAGGAAAGCCAGCUCUAGAUUGGAACACGAGGAAGAGAAUAGCAAUUGGAGCUGCAAGAGGUCUUCUGUAUCUACAUGAGCAAUGCGAUCCAAAGAUCAUACACAGAGACGUGAAGGCUGCAAAUGUUCUCCUGGAUGACUACUGUGAGGCAAUUGUUGGUGAUUUUGGGCUUGCAAAGCUCCUUGACCAUGGUGAUUCUCAUGUGACCACUGCUGUCCGUGGGACUGUUGGGCAUAUUGCACCAGAAUACCUUUCCACUGGCCAAUCGUCUGAAAAAACUGAUGUUUUUGGAUUCGGCAUUCUUUUGAUAGAGCUCAUAACUGGGAUGAGAGCUCUGGAGUUUGGUAAAACAGUUAAUCAGAAAGGAGCCAUGCUUGAAUGGGUGAAGAAAGUACAACAAGAAAAGAAAGUGGAGCUCUUGGUGGACAGAGAACUGGGGAACAAUUACGAUCGGAUUGAGGUUGGAGAAACGGUGCAAGUGGCUCUGCUGUGCACUCAAUACCUACCAGCUGACCGGCCCAAGAUGUCGGAAGUGGUCAGGAUGCUGGAAGGCGAUGGACUAGCGGAGAAGUGGGCAGCAUCACAUAAUCAUAAUAAAUCCAGCAUGGAACUCUUCCAUACCCACAACAGUAACAAAGGCACACCCCACCGUACUUGGAAUGUAUCAAAACAUGAUGGGAGUGAACGCAUGUUUGGCACUUCUAUGGAUGAGGAUGAUGGUGAGCAUUCUUUGGAUUCCUUUGCCAUGGAACUCUCUGGUCCAAGAUAGAGUAGGAACUACGAUGAUGAACAUAGAAGAAGAAAAAGGUUGGGUACUUUUUCCAGAAUUCAUUAUAAGAGAAACAAACCUAGGUGUGCGUGGGAAAUUAAAACCAUUGUGAUUCCAGCUUUGUGGGUUAUAUUAACAAAAAAAAAAAGGCUUUGUGGGUGGGUUAUUGUAAAUAUGACUUUAUAGUCUUGUUAUUAUUAGUAACAUGGUUAGGUAAUUGAAUUUGUCUUGUGUUGCAUUAUGGUAUAAAAAAAAGUGUAUUGAUU
Molecule: messenger RNA, 2379 nt
Organism: Argentina anserina (silverweed cinquefoil)
Lineage: Eukaryota; Viridiplantae; Streptophyta; Magnoliopsida; Rosales; Rosaceae
Product: probable LRR receptor-like serine/threonine-protein kinase At2g23950
Exons: 11
Coding region: 203-2113 (636 amino acids)
Biological process (GO): protein phosphorylation
Molecular function (GO): protein binding; protein kinase activity; ATP binding
Source: RefSeq, a predicted model, not a curated record